Symbiodinium pilosum is the source of this 963-nucleotide messenger RNA. The record is from the annotation of a GenBank genome assembly. NCBI's taxonomy places the organism in Eukaryota, Dinophyceae, Suessiales, Symbiodiniaceae.
GAGUUCUUGCAACAGCCACAAGACCCUAAUUCAUCAAGUCAGCAGCCACCCGCACCGCUCCUGUGCAUAGCUGCUGCUGGAAGCCCUAAGUCUGUUCGACUGCUGCUAGAGGCUGAGGCCGACUUACACCGCCGAGACGAACACUUCGGCCUGACAGCUUUGCACGUGGCAUGUGUGCAUGGACAGGUUGAAGUCACAGAGCUGCUGCUUCAGGCACGCGCAGACAUGCGGGCCCGUGACGUGAAUGCGGACACACCACUUCAUGUGGCCAGUGCGGCAGGUCAGUCAGAUGUGUUGCGCCUCUUGCUUGAGGCAGGGGUCGAUGGCCCCGAAAUAGACAUGGAAGGAGCGAACGGGAGAAGCCCUUUGCUACAAGCUUGCUCACUGGGCGCGGUAGACACAUCGCGGCAGCUGAUUGAGGCCACUGCCGAUAUUAACAGGGCUUCUCAUGUUGAACAUACUUCGGCAUCGACACCCUUACUUGCAGCGUGUGCACAUGGCCAGCCUCAAGUGGCGAGUCUCUUAAUUCAGAUGAGGGCGAAUCUCAACCAGCCUGAUGAGGCAGGAAGGUCGCCCUUGCUUGUGGCUUGCACGAUUGAGAACUUAGAAGUCGCGAGACUUCUUGUUGCGGCCGGAGCUAGGAAAGGGCGAGGCCAUGCGCCGUCGGCGCCUCUUCACGUGGCGGUGCUUCUGGACAAUGCGGACAUGGCACAGCUGCUCCUCCAAAAUCGUGCUGAUAUUAACGAGAAAACUGCAGACGGCGACACAGCCCUGUGGCGAGCGAGCCUCAUGGGGAGCACGGACAUGGUGCGCUUGCUCAUCCAGCACGGGUCUAGCCAGGUGGUCGAUAAUGAAGGCCGCACGCCGCUGCUAGCUGCCCGCUACUUCAACUACGCGGACAUCGAGCAGCUGCUUCUGGAACGGGCCCCCAAGAGGAGACGGCGCACAAAGGGACCUCCUUGA